AUGACCCAAAACCAUUUCAGCAUCUCCUGUUCAGAUUAAAAGCAUAUUAUUUUCUGCUCAUUUGGUUGGUUCUCACCUCUCCUGGGUUUGGAUUUUCUUGGGACGGAUGCAGCUACUUGCCAGGUUUACAAAACUCCUGAGUAGUGAGGAAUUGGCAGUCCUGCUUCCGGCGGAUCUGUCAACCGCUUUCACUUUCAUGGUGCCGGAAAAUAUUCUACAGUCACGUCUCUAGCUUUACAAGGACGGAUGGGGAGGAGGAAGCUACUUCCUCCCUUUCCCAGUUCGUGGGACUUUCGUUUUCAUUUGCUGAGUGCAGCCGAGGGAGAAGGGCCGCGAGAGGAGAGAGCGAAACUUCGGCCUGGGCCCAAGAUGGCCGACACCGUCUGCUGCAAAUUGGUGGACUACUUGGAAGAACUGACGGAGGAGGAAUUCAAGAAGUUUAAGAUGCACCUUGAGGAAUAUCCGCUCGAGGAAGGCUACAAGCCCAUACGGCGCUGUAAGACCGAGAAAGCCGGUGCCAUCGAAAUUGCCCGGCUCAUGGUCAGAGCAUAUGAGGAGGCCAUGGCGUUGCAGAUGACAGUCAAAAUCUUGGACAGGAUAAACAAGAAGGAUCUGUCAGCAAAAGUCAAGCAGGAGAUGCCAGCCCGCUUCUUUCAGCCUGCAAAGCCAGUGCCUGUGACCAAGGAAGAAAAACAAAAACAGAAAGAGAAGACAGAGUCGGAUAUGUAUGAGCGGUUCUUCGGGACUCCAAAGAAAGUGGAGGUAACACUGGAUCCCAAAACAGCCUUCCCCACGCUUAUCCUUUCUGAAGACCGGAAGAGCGUCCAUCUGGGAGAAAGAGCCCAACCUCUGCCUGAUAACCCUGAGCGAUUCAAUUUCUUACCCUGUGUUCUGGGAGCCGAAGGCAUCACCUCUGGGACCCUGGAAUGGGUGGUGAACGUGGGCAAGGCCAAAAGCUGGUCCAUCGGUGCCGUUCGGGAAUCAAUUGAUAGAAAAUGGUACCUCUACAUAACAGCCGAACAGGGGUUUUGGGUACUGCAGCUGCAUGAAGGAGAGUACACAGUCUCAACUACCCCUUUCACCAACCUUUUCUUGUGGAAGUCACCACAUAGAAUCAGAGUGCAUCUGGACUACGACCGUGGCAUCCUCUCCUUUUAUGAUGGUGACUCCAUGGAGCACCUCUUUAGCUUCAACUAUCCAUUUUCCGAAAGGAUGUUUCCCUUUUUUCAGGUCUGGGAUACUGAGAUCCCCUUGCAAAUAUGCCCCAGUGAUUCCUAGGAAUAACAUAAUCAAGUCAUUGCCAAAGGCUUUCAUGGACGGAAACAACUGAGUGUUGUGGGUUUCCCGGGCUGCAUCGGAUGGCUUUUGCUCCUGUUUCACCUGCAUCUAUGGUUGGCAUCUCCAGAGUCAUGUCAUAAUAAGAUG
This is a messenger RNA of Sphaerodactylus townsendi, 1425 nucleotides long. RefSeq names its product E3 ubiquitin-protein ligase TRIM39-like. Bases 247 to 1278 code for a protein of 343 amino acids. Lineage: Eukaryota; Metazoa; Chordata; Lepidosauria; Squamata; Sphaerodactylidae. Gene Ontology annotation, molecular function: protein binding. The transcript has 5 exons. The record is from RefSeq and is a predicted model, not a curated record.